GUCAAAACUGUCAUGAAGGCUUUGAACACAUCCGGCCCAUGUCCCACCACAGUCAACAAAGAAUCGUGAAUCGUGGGCGAAGCGUGUUAACACUUGCUCAAAUUGUCGUGCAGAUCAGAUUGAUUUCAUAUUUUCAUUGAAUUUUGCAAUCUCUGUUUUGUGUUGUUCCCUGUGCAACAGAAACAUGAGUGACGAUGAGGAUAUUCCCGAUGUUAAAAUUUGCCAAGAGAGAGUGGAAAAGUUUGCAGAGAUUACUGGCACUGAUGAAGCAUGUGCUCAGUUUUACUUACAAGACAGAAAGUGGGACUUAGAGAGGUCUGUCAAUGCCUUUUUUGAGGCCAAAUUGAGUGGUGGAGUCAACCUCAUGGAAGACCACGAUUCCAUAGGACCGCAGUUAGUGAUAAAUAUAAAUCAAACUGUGGCAGAUCAGUUGUCCAAGAUUCCUCCAGUGGCAGUGCCGUUACCGAAACCAGCAGCAAGACCAAUGUCUCACAAAGAUUUAAGGCCUUCACUUCAAGCACCGCCAGAGCUCACAUUCAUCACAUGGAAUAUUGAUGGAUUGAAUCAACAUAAUUUGAAGAAAAGAACCAAAGCUGUUUGUAUGAUAAUAUUUGAGAAUAGUCCUGACGUAGUAUUUUUGCAAGAAGUCAUUCCGGAUACAUUUUCUUAUAUUGAAAGUAAAUUGCCGGAGUAUAAGUGUAUUGCUUCUGGAGAUGGGGACUAUUUCACUGCAACUCUACUGAGGAGAUUUACUGUUUACUAUGACAGUCAUAAAAUUAUUGAAUACCCAUCGACUUCAAUGGGUAGGAAUUUGCUUAUGACUGAGGCACAUAUGGGCUCACUUAAGGUGACGCUUUUCAAUACCCAUCUUGAGAGUACAGCUGAUUUCGCAGCAGAAAGAAUGAGGCAAUUGCAGUUAUGUUUGAAGGAAGUUGCUGCUGUUGCUAACGACCGCACAGUAAUUUAUGCUGGUGAUUUGAAUCUCCGAGAUAAAGAGCUUGAGUUGUGCGGGGGUCUACCUCAGAAUACGAUUGACCUGUGGGUAGCCGGCGGCUCCCGACCGGAGUGCCGCUACACUUGGGACAUGACCCGCAACACAAACACGGAAUUUGCGGGCCGCUUCAAACCCCGCUGCCGCUUCGAUCGAGCAUAUGUCAGACAAACAUCCCCACCAUCAGUGCGUCCAAAAUAUUUUGGUUUGCUUGGAUUACAAAAAGUAUUUGGUACGCAGAGUUUUCCAAGUGACCACUGGGGAAUAAUGGUUCAUUUUGAUGUUAUUGUCAAUGCCCCCUCAUCUUCUUCAUCUACUUCUCCGUCACCACACAAAAAAAUGAAAGUUGAAAUUGAAGAGUUAGACUAAAUCUUGAUCAUGGUGAAAGAAAAAGUCAAAUACCUAUGAUAAUAUUUUUUAUUGUGAUUUCUAAUGCUCAGGGAUGGAAAAAAUAUUUUAGACUUGUAGAUCCAUUCAACUAUGAUGAAUAAAUGAAAAAUGAUAAGAAUCUGCAA
Messenger RNA from Thrips palmi, 1506 nucleotides. Its product is annotated as tyrosyl-DNA phosphodiesterase 2-like. The record is from RefSeq and is a predicted model, not a curated record. The transcript has 7 exons. Gene Ontology annotation, biological process: double-strand break repair. Bases 185 to 1360 code for a protein of 391 amino acids. Gene Ontology annotation, molecular function: 5'-tyrosyl-DNA phosphodiesterase activity; single-stranded DNA binding; protein binding. NCBI's taxonomy places the organism in Eukaryota, Metazoa, Arthropoda, Insecta, Thysanoptera, Thripidae. Gene Ontology annotation, cellular component: cytoplasm; PML body.